CAAUGUAUUUCAGUCACCACCAGUCACCAGUAGUCAACAGAUGGGCCGACUUAUCUUGAUAUUUGCGUACACCAAAUCAUUUGUAUAAUAUGCAGGGAAAAUUUCUGUCAAAAGUAAAUCCCCUCAAUUUGAAUAAUAAAUAAUAGGACAACCUGAUAGCGAACAGGCUUGAUGGACUAAACUAUGUUAACAACAGUCAACAAUUAAGCAAUAUAAGUCAGCUGAGCUGUUCAAUUCAUUUGGAAAUCUAUACUCUCCUUUUAUUCGCCGUUUGAAUAGGACAAAUUAAAUAUCGACCAUGUCAUCGACAUCACCUGUAUCACCACCCCCAAAAAGGAAGCGAUUUCCCCUCGGCGAAGAAUUAUACGCUCAACUGGAGUGUGGAGCUGAUAUGGAUUUGACCUUUUUUGUCGGCAAAAGCAAGUUUCCUGCCCAUAGGCACGUUGUUGCUGCGGCCUCUGCAGAAUUUAAAACCAGGUUGGAUCAGCAAAUGGGUGGGACCAGCUCGUCUGGGUUCGCGAUUGUACUGUCACCUACGGAUAUUAGCAUGUCGGCCAUGAGGGCCUUUAUCAAGGCCAUAUAUUUCCAAGAGGUAGAUGCAUCCCGAUUGAGCCUGGACACCUUGUUAGAAGUUGUGACCCUUUGCGACAAGUAUCUUGACCAGCGCUUAUUGAAUGAUUGCAUUGAUUCAAUUUCCAAAAUAAUCACAGAGGAGAAUUGUCGUGAAAUUUAUGAAUUCAUUCUACCAAUGCUCAAAUGCCAAAGGCUGGCAGAUAGGGCUUUCGAAGUUUUAAUUAGAAACCCGAAGCUUAUUGAAAAAAUGUUGGAGGGAUCGGGCGAAAGAAUAAGUUUUAGCACGUGGCAUGAAAUUUUGAUGCUGCAAGGCCCAAAAAUUGAAAAUCUAUCGGAGGAAAUUAUAUUUACGCAUUUAUUGCGGUGGAAAGAUAAAGAUUCAUCGAGAAGGCCAGGGUUCAAGAAUCUGCUAUCACUAGUCCGAUUUCCUAUCAUGAGUUUGCAAUUUAUUACCGAAGUCGUAGAACCUUCGAAAGCUCUGACUCGGUAUGAAUUGAAGAACAUCAAAUUAUACAUUGCAGGAGGAGCCGAUAACAUAAAGUGCAAUCUUGCCUUCAUCACCCAUUCGAGAAUGACAAAAAUUGCAAGGAAUGAGGCUCAGUUUUCUUUAAUGCUACAAAACGCACAACCGGGGGAUUUCAUCCAACUUCUUCCAAAUGAAUACAUGGGACCCUUCGAAACCAUUCAUUGUAAACAAAAAAUCACAAUUAAAGGAUUUGGAGAGUCGACCGUGCUCACGUCUCCUAUUGAACUGGGCAACGACAAUAUUUUGUGCAUCUGGGGGUCAAACGACAUGCAUGUUUCAGACCUCUGCUUCGUUUCUAAAUCUCCAUCAUACGGCGAGACUGGAAAGAGUUGGAUCGGACUUGAAUGCUGCGGAAGCAGGAACAGGAUAACAAACAUUGCCUUUCAAAACUGUACACUUCGAGUGUCUGGUAAUUAUAACAAGAUGGAAAACAUUACUUGUGACACUGGGUACACCGGAAUUGUUGUAAGUGAAGCAGAAAUUAGUGGAGAAGGGAAGGGAAGCCUCGAUAACUUCUUAUCAAAUGUAACCUUAAAAAAUCUCAACUUUGGCAUUAGCAUUCUGCAAGGCAGUUGUGGAACGAUAAUAAGAAAUGCGAAAUUUAUUAACGUCCAGUAUGGCAUGACGCUUGAAGAGAGCAACGAUAAUUCAAUUAUGUCCGUCGACUAUCAAUUCUCCGAGACAAGGAUUAACGAAGAAGAAACUGCCAUACAGAUUUUAGGAAGCAGUGGGAACAUUGUCUCCUACAUUACAUGUGUGGGACAUAACGCGGUCAUGACGAAUGUCAAAGGGAAAUCAACAAUUCCAGACAAAUUCGCCAUUGUCAUCCAAGCUGAAAAUUCCCCUGAGCCGAAAAAUAACAUCGUAACUCACUGUACAGGAGGACCCGUGAAAUUGGGUGGUGAGGGCAAUACUCUUACUUCCAUCAAUGCUGGCGAAAUUAUAAUUUUGUCUGGUCAGUAUCACAAGUUGGAGGCAUGCUUAGCUAAACGAUGUGUAAACAACAACUCCGUAAAUGUAACAUUGACCAAGUGUAAUUUUAAGAUUUGAUACUAUUUUAGUUUUAAUUGUAGAAUGCCGUGGUCGCAGUAUUAGUAAUGUUGAGAAUCUCCCAGUCAGUCAGUAGUAAUUGUUCUCCUCGUGUGGGGAAUGACAUAUCAAAAACGAUAGAAGAAGAUUAUUUUAGCUUUAUUUUGCAAUUUUAUACCAACUUCAUGCCAGUACAUUGACGUUGUUGGUACUCAUGAAUCAAUCAACUAGUGAGAUUAUUUUUAUAAUGCUUUUUUGGACUUGGUAUGUAUUGAGUUUGUAGUCGUUUAAAUCCUAUGUGUAAUAAUAAAGCAUUACACAUCUUGUUAUGAAAUUAAA
Folsomia candida is the source of this 2467-nucleotide messenger RNA. RefSeq names its product kelch-like protein 40a. NCBI's taxonomy places the organism in Eukaryota, Metazoa, Arthropoda, Collembola, Entomobryomorpha, Isotomidae. The transcript has 7 exons. The record is from RefSeq and is a predicted model, not a curated record. The coding region runs from base 299 to 2149 and encodes 616 amino acids. Gene Ontology annotation, molecular function: protein binding.